Molecule: messenger RNA, 2052 nt
Organism: Hydractinia symbiolongicarpus
Lineage: Eukaryota; Metazoa; Cnidaria; Hydrozoa; Anthoathecata; Hydractiniidae
Exons: 2
Coding region: 534-1121 (195 amino acids)
Source: RefSeq, a predicted model, not a curated record
UUACUUCCUUUUUUCCUUCCUUCCUAUACACCACCAAUCAACCCCCCUCCCCCUGCAACGAGGAGGGUGCCGAUAAGCCGAAAAAUGUUAUUACACUGCUUGCAUGCUAUUCUGUUAUAAGCAAUGUGCUGUUUUUGUAUUAAUAUUGUGUUUUGUAUCACCAUGUGAUUACAAUGUUUUGAUAGGUAAACAGGGCAGCUUAUAAAACAGAACGUAGGACUACGACUGGUAGUUAAAUGGAACUGUGCGGUGCAUAUGCAUGUGUACAACAACACUGUCAACAGGUGUAUUGUAAUGAUGGCAAAUUUCUCAAGUUUUGGUUUUCUUCAAGUGACACUGCACCCAUUUUCAAGAAUUUUAAAUAAUGCAGCAAAUAUGUACAAUGUUCUUAUUCGAUUUUCCUUUAAGGAUAUUCUUAAGACAUUUUUAAAUUUUUGUCUUACUAUCGUGAAUAUUUAUCGGCAUGGUUGUAAUUUUCAAAACUUUCAAGCUAAAUUGUAUGUGAUGUUUUAGGAAUUAAAAAUUGAUUCAGCAUGCAGAAAGUGAAAGACGCUAUAGACAGACUGAAUAAUGCAUUGGAUGGUCUGUCAUCAUCAACAACAAGUACUCAAAAUAAUCCAAAUCAGAACAUCUUCCAGAGUCCAAACUCACAUCCAAGUCCAAACUUACAUCCAAGUCCACAACAUCAGAGAAUUCUACAAGAUUUCAAUAAGCAAUUUCCAGCGUUGAAUGCUGGUGGUAGCCGAUAUCGCCCACAAGCAAAGAAACCACGUCUCUCUAAUAACUUCAUUAAGGACACAUGGACCCAUAAAUUCUGUGCACUGAGCUACAAAGAUACAUCAGUUUCACCUAAUACACGUGAAUUAAUGGAGCUAAACCAAGUUGGUCUCGGAAUUGAAAAAGUUGUUUUUCCUUCCAAAACUGGAACACAUGCUAUGCUUCUGGAAGAGUUAACAAAAGCUUAUCCAAAAUUAUCAUCACAGAGUGGUGGCAUUGAACUUCUGAGGGCUGAGAGUGGUGGAAUAAACCGACCAUUGGUGUUGAUACCACCAAGAAAAGAUGGUUAUUCUAUCAGCUAUUUAAAAAAUUUAGACCGUCUAAAAAAGACCGUCAGAAGAUGAUAUUGUCGAUGACUGCGAUUCAUAUGGUAUAGAUUGGAGUGUACCGAGUCAUUAUAUCGAAACCCGUGACGAUGCUAUUGUGGUUCCCGAGAUAAAUCAUCCAUUUCAAAGUAAUGACUUAUACCUGGAAUUUUGUAGAUCUAACGAUCCAAUGGCAAAUUGCGAUAACUUCGGUAUCGAAGUGUUUCUUCGAACUGUUCAGGUCGUAGAAAGUACAUUGUUAUGAACACCACUAUUAGUUCACUCACAGAACUUUUGAUUGAAUUGCUUAACUUGACAUUAGUUACAUUAGAUACAUUACAAAGAAGAAAUUCAAACAUUUUGUUCACUAUAUACGUACUAGAUAUUAUGCUUAGGUAAAAUAAAGCUCCUUCAGUUCUUCUAACCACGCGAAAAAAUAGCCACAGCAGUAGUCAUUUAAUAAGUUCUUCCCGUGCCUAAUUAUAGAGCGCGCUCUUUUUUGUUUCCCCGUCCCAACGUCGAAAAGUUGUAUUAUGCCCUGAUCGAGGUUGUUAUUCUGCUUAUCAUAACUCCCCUCUAAUAGGCAUAUAAUAUACACGAGAGGUUAUGAUGAACUAGUAGCCCUUGUACACCAAGUAUGGAAUCUUUUUUUUUCAUUUUUUCCUUUUAAAGUAUUCAUGACAAGAAAAAAGUGAAGAUGUAUGUAAGCGUAGUUCUUUCUCUGACACGGAUCCUCCCAUCACACAUCUUAUUACGCUCCGACUUUACACGUAUUUCUAUUACGCCUCGCGUCCUUCUAUUACGCCUCGCGUCUCUCUAUUACGCCUCGCGUCUCUCUAUUACGCCUCGCGUCCUUCUAUUACGCCUCGCGUCUCUCUAUUACGCCUUGCGUCUCUCUAUUACGCCUCGCGUCCUUCUAUUACGCCUCGCGUCUCUCUAUUAUUACAUACGCGUCUCACUAUUACGCCUC